CCAAUUUUGGCUCACCACCGCGUGCGCUUUCCCGGAACACUCCCUCCCCUCUCCAAUACAAAGCGCGAAGGCGGCACAAGCGGUACUGCACCGCAGUCCCCACAGCGCAAAGCGCCUCUGCCUCCUCCUCCUUGUCCCUGUCGCUCUCACUACCGCACUCUGCUCUUCGCUACCCAACACGCGCACCAGCCAGCCACCAGCCAGCCGAACCAAGAAACGCAGAGGGCAUAGCAGGAGAGGGAGAGGCGGCCGAGAAACGGAGAAAGCCGCAGGCUUUGGCUGCUUGGGCUGGGUGGGAGUGGGAGUGGGAUACAGAGCCAUGGCUCCGAGCUGCUACGACGUGGCCGCGUCCAUGCUCCUCUGCACCGAGGACAACAGCACCAUCUUGUGCUUGGAGGAGGAAGAGGAAGUUGUGGAGUUGGAGGGGAGAAAGAGAGGCCGGUCGCCGGACGGGGACGAUUUCGGCGUGGAUUUAUUCCCGCCGCAGUCGGAGGAAUGCGUGGCCGGUCUGGUGGAGAGGGAGCGGGAGCACAUGCCGAGGGCGGACUACGGCGAGAGGCUGCGCGGAGGCGGCGUCGACCUCUGCGUCCGUCGGGAGGCCAUCGAUUGGAUUUGGAAGGUUUACACGUACUACAGCUUUGGUCCUCUUACUCUCUAUUUGGCUGUGAACUAUCUUGAUCGUUUCCUUUCACAGUACGAGCUGCCGGAAGGCAAGGAUUGGAUGACACAACUGCUCUCGGUGGCGUGUCUUUCUGUUGCCGCCAAGAUGGAGGAAACUGCUGCCCCACAAUCUCUGGACCUUCAGGUCGGAGAAGCACGGUACGUGUUUGAGUCGAAGACGAUCCAGCGAAUGGAGCUUCUUCUUCUAAGCACCCUCAAUUGGAGGAUGCAGGCUGUGACCCCUUUCUCCUACCUGGACUACUUCCUACACAAGCUCAACGCCGGCAAUGCCGCGCCAAGAAGCUGGUUCUUCCAAUCGGCGGAGCUCAUCUUGUGUGUAGCCAGAGGAACUGGCUGCAUAGGGUUUAGACCCUCUGAGAUCGCCGCUGCAGUGGCAGCCGCCGUGGUCGGACAAGUGUACGCCGCAGGCAUUGAAAAUGCCUGCAAUCAUGUCGAUAAGGAGAGGGUGUUGCGAUGCCAGGAAGCGAUCCAGUCCAUGGCGUCCUCCAUUAACACUGUACCGCCUAAACCUGCAAGCGGCGGCAGAGCCUCGCCUGUGCCGCAGAGCCCUGUAACGGUGCUGGACGCUGGCUGCCUGAGCUACAGGAGCGACGACACAAUAACUGCUGCUUCACUUGGAAGCUGGGGCUCCUCCUCGCUUACCAGCAAGAGGAGGAAAAUUAGCAGAUGAUGGACUGAUCAUGGCCGGUCAAAGUGCCCAAUGAUAAUAGUGACUAGACCAACCUCCUUUUUUACCGAUCAUCUCAUCUUCAAGGAAAAGUCAAAUGGCUUCGAUUGCAACGACGGUGCUGCUGUAUGAAAGAGCAUCGGCAAAAGAAGGGGAUCCGAAAAGGAGGGAAUUUUGACGUGACAAGAGAGCAAGAAGUUGAUGAGUAAAGAUGUGAGGUGGACAACACCUAAAUUGCUGAGCUUUUUUGCAUGAAGGGUAGACAGCCAGCACAACCUUGGUGCGCCACAAAGAGCAACACCAAAGCUUUGGAGCAACACAAAGCUGGUCCAAGAACUAGGCCCUGACCUGCCUUUGUAGCUGUAGGAGUCUCUGCUGAAUCUGUACUGGUUUCUAUUCUUUUUUUUUAAAAAAUUUCAUUUGUGAAGAGAAAUGUAGGAGACCAGAGUAGCAAUGCAUUUUGUGACAAAAAUGUGAUCUAAA
Messenger RNA from Phragmites australis (common reed), 1831 nucleotides. Its product is annotated as cyclin-D4-2-like. Gene Ontology annotation, molecular function: cyclin-dependent protein serine/threonine kinase regulator activity. The record is from RefSeq and is a predicted model, not a curated record. Lineage: Eukaryota; Viridiplantae; Streptophyta; Magnoliopsida; Poales; Poaceae. Gene Ontology annotation, cellular component: cytoplasm; cyclin-dependent protein kinase holoenzyme complex; nucleus. The coding region runs from base 320 to 1351 and encodes 343 amino acids. Gene Ontology annotation, biological process: mitotic cell cycle phase transition; regulation of cyclin-dependent protein serine/threonine kinase activity. The transcript has 6 exons.